CAGCCUUGGGAAAAGUGCCGUUUUUGGAACGUGCUUGAGGACCGUCACAAUCAGGCUUUGGUUUGUGUGGUCUGGUUUGUCAAACCAGUCUGCUUUUGUGGCGCACUGCAUUCGAAGCUUUGACAGUAAGAAAGACUUACUCAGCCUACGGCCCGGGGGAAGGAAAACGCGGCUUGCUUCUUCAAGUUCAACAUGGCGACCUCAGCUUUGGUUGGCAGCCGAAGUGCUUUAUUGGUAUGCAGCCUGCAGCAGGGGGGCCUCGAUGAACGUUCCAGUUGUAGACAGCGAAGCGCACCGUUGUGUAGAGGCAAUGUGCCAUCCGCCAGUAUCCGCUUGUCGUCUUCCAGCUUCCAUUCCAAUCUGCUGCAAUUUGCCACUUUGAAACCCUCCAAGACAAGUUCAGCCAGAGGUGCAAUUGUACGGAAUGGCAUGAAAGAGGCGGAGGACUUGGUGCGCUCACGGAAGAUUCGGCCCAUCUCAUACCAGGAUCUUCACAAAGCCCUGACAGCGGAGGGUGAAGGGAACGCGUACACAAUGCUCGAUGUUCGCCCGGAGUGGGAGCAUGCCAAGGCGCACUCGCCCUCGAGCCUGCAUGUCCCUCUGUUUGUCGAGCACGACGGCAAGGACAUUGGCACGCUCAUCGCCAAGGGUUUCGCACUGGGUUACGGGGGCCUGUGGAUGGGGUUACGACACACCAAGGUGAACGAGCAGUUCCUCAACGAGGUCAAAAAGCAAGCGCCCAAAGAGCAACGGCUGCUCGUCUCCUGCGGAGACGGCCUCAGGUCUCUACUAGCAGCAGAAGUUUUGUACAAUGCGGGGUACCGGAAUGUGGCCUGGCUGGAGGGCGGAUUCCGCUUCGUGGAGCAGAAAGACCUGCCGGAUCUGGUUGGAGACACUAAGAUCAAGUAUGCUUCGGCUGGCGGGUUGGCAGGCGUUCUUUUGGACACAGUAGAGAAGUUCAAGCCCUCGUGACGAGGUCGAAAGUCGGAAUGUUGAGCAGAGAUAAAUCGAAGUUCUAGCUACGGGAUGCAAUAAGCUGAAAAACAAGAGAGUAGAGGGUGUUGUGCAGGUUUGCCAUAGUCGAGUUGCGAUUGAAACUAAGUUUAAUCCUCAAUCAGUUGAGUUGUUAGGUAAGAAAGAGCUGUGAUCAUGCUGGAAGCGUGAUCAGAGAAACCGAUUCAUCAGGGUUUGUAACCACAAUCCUUGCUGCUGAUGAAGAAGGUUGCCUAGCGGUUGUUAACCCAUAAUGUGAACAUUUAAGCCGUUUGCGCCAUCAAUGUCGGUACUGCUGUGUUCCGAUCGAGCGGUCAUGCAUAUGUCGAACCAGGUACCAUACUCAAGCU
This is a messenger RNA of Klebsormidium nitens, 1343 nucleotides long. NCBI's taxonomy places the organism in Eukaryota, Viridiplantae, Streptophyta, Klebsormidiophyceae, Klebsormidiales, Klebsormidiaceae. The record is from the annotation of a GenBank genome assembly.